AUGCCUAGCCGGGUGAGCAGUGCACAGGGAGACUCCCUUCUGCACCGUUCCAAGAGUUCCUUGCAGGAAUUUGCGGCCGCUGCUGCAGCCAACGAUGCCGAUCACCGGCUGGACUUGGACGCCCUGGUGCAGAGACUGCGGGCCUGUGGUGCACGAGGCGAAGAUGCAGACUACAUAUCCCAGCUCUUCGAUGUGUGGGCAGCACCAGGUGUGAAUGGAAAGCUGCUGUCAGUGAGCGACUUCCUCCAGCGUUUUCUCGAGGUGGCGCGACGACUCCCGGGCAAGCAGUGUGGGGCACCCUGUGAAGGUGGUCUUCCACCCGGCUCUGAGCCGUUGGAGAGGGAGGUGGUCCGGCUGGUCUCGCGAGACGGCACGGGCAACUGGGCAGGGAAGGCCAAAGAGCUCUGCAAAUCCUUCCCGGGCACCUCCGCGGAGUCUCUGGAGGCAUUGUGGCACCGCUUGGCCCCCACAAUCAAGAAGGUUAUUGAGGGCGACCAGCCGAUGGCGUGCGGCCACAGUUGCAGCACGUGUCCAACCAAGCACGAGUGCCAGGUUCACGAUGCCAUCAAGGACAUUGAAGAUCUGUAG
This is a messenger RNA of Symbiodinium natans, 588 nucleotides long. The record is from the annotation of a GenBank genome assembly. Lineage: Eukaryota; Dinophyceae; Suessiales; Symbiodiniaceae.